AUGGAAGUCUGCAUAUUCUUUCUUCAAGCUAUGAUACUUCUCCCAGGUAUUGCUGCCAGAGUGCAUCAGGUGAAGUCAUUUCUCAAUCACGCUGCAUACUUAUCUUGCUAUUUUCCAAACUCUCAGAAAACUGACAUAAGGAGUGUAAUAGUUUUUUGGCAAAAAGACGCUCUUGAGGUGGUGCAUGAAGUAUACUAUGGCCAAGAAAAACAUGAUAACCUUAGUCCUAAAUAUAUAAAUCGCACCAAGAUGGAUAUGGAGAAAUGGACCUUGCAAUUGUUACAUGCAGGAAUUGUGGAUGAGGGACAGUACACAUGUAUUGUACAGCAGAGAGAUAAAGGAUCACCAAAGAUCAUACACAAAUCUGAGUGCUUACUGAGUAUCAUUGCCAACUAUAGUCAACCUGAGAUAGCAUGGCUGCACGCUGGGGAACUAAAGCCCAACGAAUACUUGAAUCUUUCCUGUUCUUCCAGCGGAGGUUAUCCAGAGCCCAAGCAGAUGACUUGGCUCAUUUCAUAUGAAAACAGAACACACAGGCAUAUUUGUCCCAUGGAUCUAUCACAGGAUGCUGUAACAAAGCUGUACAAUGUUACCAGCAAGCUGAAUAUUCCAGUUCCUACAAACACCCUCACUAAUAUCAGCUGCUUGCUUUAUCUUGGAGAGCAGCUGGGAAGCCUUGUCUCACUGCCAUUAGGUAUAGAGAUAAAGAUGAAAGAAAUGGAGCAAGUGAAGAUAAAUUUCUUUGGCCCACUUAUAGCUGCGAUUAUACUGAUCACACUUCUUCUGGGUUUUGUGAUAUUGAGGAAGAACAGAAAUACCUCCUCUACCAACCAGAGUGUCAGUCUAGCAGUCUAGAAGCUACCCAG
Molecule: messenger RNA, 866 nt
Organism: Mesitornis unicolor (brown roatelo)
Lineage: Eukaryota; Metazoa; Chordata; Aves; Mesitornithiformes; Mesitornithidae
Product: T-lymphocyte activation antigen CD86-like
Exons: 5
Coding region: 1-855 (284 amino acids)
Biological process (GO): T cell costimulation; negative regulation of T cell proliferation; immune response
Cellular component (GO): external side of plasma membrane
Source: RefSeq, a predicted model, not a curated record